This is a messenger RNA of Diaporthe amygdali, 792 nucleotides long. RefSeq names its product phospholipase/Carboxylesterase. Gene Ontology annotation, cellular component: cytoplasm. Gene Ontology annotation, molecular function: carboxylic ester hydrolase activity; palmitoyl-(protein) hydrolase activity. Lineage: Eukaryota; Fungi; Ascomycota; Sordariomycetes; Diaporthales; Diaporthaceae. Gene Ontology annotation, biological process: protein depalmitoylation. Bases 1 to 792 code for a protein of 263 amino acids. The transcript has 2 exons. The record is from RefSeq and is a predicted model, not a curated record.
AUGAUGUCAACCGUCGAUCCCCACAUCGGCUUCGGAGCAACGGAUCGUGGCGACCCGGCAAUACUCGAGCCCCUAGAUAAGCUCGCAGAGCCCUCAAAAAGAUCAACCGUCAUUUUCCUGCACGGCCUUGGCGAUGACGGCCACGGCACGGGAUACGGCCUAGGCCAACAGUUCCAGCGGUACCAGAAGCUGCGUUUUACCAGAUGGGUUCUUCCUACGGCCUCUAUCGACCCGGGGGUCGGGCAGCGUUGCUGGUAUAAGCCACACGACCUCCCUUCGCCGCUUAAGCCGCGCGUGCCCGGCCAUGACGAUGACGCAGGGGUGGACGAGUCCGAGGACGAAGAGGGUAUCUUGAGGACUGUGGCUUACAUCGAUGAGCUCGUUAAGAGUGAGGUGGACAGGGGAGUAGACCCUGGGAAGAUCGCGGUCGGAGGAUUUAGUCAGGGCUGUGCAGUGUCAAUGGUGUGGGGUCUGAGGAGUGAGUGGAGGGGCAAAGUAGCUGGAGUGUUUGGGUUGAGCGGCUAUUUCCCUAACAUAAACGCGGUGUCCGAAGCUGGGAAGAAAACAGAAGGGGGAAAACAGCAUGCGUGCAGUUGGUUCUUUGGCCAUGGCAUGGGUGAUAGGCUUGUGUCUGUCAAUUUGUUCGCAGAAGGGCAAAAAAGGCUGCAGCAGUACGUUGAGCAAGAGAGUAUCGAAGGCCACGUAUAUCAAGACUUAGGUCAUGAUGUUGGCGGGUCUGAGCUUCGCGAUCUUUGGCUUUGGUUCAAACAAGUUUUCAAGGACGAUAGCUAG